Messenger RNA from Trametes versicolor FP-101664 SS1, 948 nucleotides. RefSeq names its product glycoside hydrolase. The transcript is spliced from 3 exons. Gene Ontology annotation, biological process: carbohydrate metabolic process. Lineage: Eukaryota; Fungi; Basidiomycota; Agaricomycetes; Polyporales; Polyporaceae. Bases 1 to 948 code for a protein of 315 amino acids. The record is from RefSeq and is a predicted model, not a curated record.
AUGAUUUCUUCCGUCUCUGCCGCGCUGGCGCUGGCGUCCGUGAGCAGCGUUCUCGCUGUGCCCAUCAACACGAACGUCACGCCGCUGGUUGCUCGUGCCACGGCACCUAGCCCGGCAUUCGUCAUCUACACGGACAAGUUUGUGUCCGCGGACGUGCUUCCCCCCGCCACCUCGCUCGCUGGUUACAACGUCGUCGCCCUCUCCUUCCUCACGCUCAACGGCGCGCUCGACCAGGCCGGCGCAUACGCCGCGCUGACCGCCGACGCGCGCGCCGCGAAGAAGGCCGAGUACACGGCCGCCGGCAUCAACAUCAUCGUCUCCGCCUUCGGCGAGACGGACAAGCCGACGAGCGCGGGCGCGGACCCGACCGCCACCGCGAACACGAUGGCGCAGUUCGUGCUCGCGAACCAGCUCGACGGGAUCGACGUCGACUACGAGGACCUGGACGCGAUGAACAAGGGCGACGGCGCGGCCGAGGCGUGGGUGUCGACGUUCACGACGACGCUCCGUCAGACGCUGCCCCAGGGCCAGUUCAUCCUCACGCACGCGCCGCUCGCGCCGUGGCUGUCGCCCAACGCGCAGUUCGCGGCCGGCGCGUACCUGACGGUCAACAAGAACGUCGGCGCCCUGAUUGACUGGUACAACAUCCAGUUCUACAACCAGGGCCUCUACACCGACUGCACAGGCCUCCUCACCGCGUCCGGCGGCGCCUUCCCUGGCUCCUCCGUCUUCGAGAUCCAGGCGAACGGCGUCGACCUCAACAAGCUCGUCAUCGGCAAGCCCGGCACGGCCGCCGACGCGACCAACGGGUUCAUCGACCCCGCGACGCUCGGGACGUGCGUCGACCAGGCGAAGGCAAAGGGCUGGAACGCCGGUGUCAUGGCCUUCCAGUUCCCCGACGCCGACGCGACCUGGAUCAAGGCCGCGAAGGGCACGUCCUUCGCGUGA